AUGGCUUCUUCUUUUACAAAAGAGCUCAAUAACAAUUGUUUAAGCCAAUUAGACUUUAAUGACAAUAGAGAUUUUGAAGAUGCUCAAAGAGGAUUUAUUGGUACUAUUGAAGAUGGUAUAAUCCUUACCAAAGAAGGUAAUAUUUCUUAUUCAAUGAAGUCUUAUGACUUCUUAAAAGAUAAAUGUCCUGAUACUGUUAAUCCAAGUUUAUGGAGACAAUGUCAACUUAAUAGAAUUCAUGGAUUAUUUGAAGUUUUAAAAGAUAAAAUUUAUCAAAUCAGAGGUUUUGAUAUUUCUAAUAUGACAUUUGUUAGAGGAGAAAAAGGAUGGAUUGUUAUUGACACAUUAACCACCGUUGAAGCUUCUUCUGCAGGUCUUUCUUUAUUCAGAAAACAUUGUGGAGAACUUCCAAUUACAGCUAUUAUUAUUACUCAUUCUCAUGGAGACCAUUGUGGUGGAUUUCUUGGAGUUGGAACAGAUGAGACGAAAGUAUAUGUACCUCCUAAUUUAAUUAAUGAGUUAAUUAGUGAAAAUAUUUUUGCUGGUCCUGCUAUGGAUAGAAGAAGUAUUUAUAUGUAUGGUCAAAACUUAACUACUGAACCAACUCAAUUUGUUGGUAAUGGACUUGGUCAACAACUGUCUCAUGGACUAAAUGCUUUUCCUAAAUAUUCUCAAUGUAUAGAAAUUAAAGGUGAACAAGAAAUUAUUAUCGAUGGUAUUAAUUUCCAUUUUAUAGAAACUCCAGGAGCUGAGGCACCAUCUGAGUUUGUAUUUUAUAUUCCUUCUAUGAAAGCAUUUUGUGCUUCAGAAGAGAUAAAUCAUAUUAUGCAUAAUCUCAUUACUCUUCGUGGAGCAAAAGUAAGAAAUGGAAAAUUAUGGGCUAAUUAUAUUGAUCAUGUUAUUGAGAAAUUUGGUGAUGAUGUUGAAAUUAAUUUUGGAUCACAUCAUUGGCCAACAUGGGGAAACAAAAGGGUAAAUGAAUAUUGGGAAAAACAAAGAGAUUUAUAUAAAUUUAUUCAUGACCAAACGUUAAGAUAUGCUAACCUUGGAUAUACUCCCAAUGAAAUUGUUAAUUUAUUAAAAUUACCUGAUUCAUUGGCUAAGGAAUUCUAUUGUAGAGAUUAUUAUGGAUCUCUUAGUCAUAACAUUAAAGGAGAAUAUCAAUUAUAUAUUGGAUGGUAUGAUGGUAAUCCUGCACACUUAGACCAAUUACAACCUUCAGACUUAGGGAAAAAAUAUGUUGAAGCACUAGGAGGAGAAGAUAAAGUACUUGAUUUUGCACAAAAGGCAUUUGAUAAAGGAGAAUAUAAAUGGGCUGUUGAAUUACUUAACCAUUUAGUAUUUACUAAUCCAAAUAAUGAACAAGCACGUUUAUUACUUGCUAAUGUAUAUACUCAGAUGGCUUUUUCACAAGAAUGUGCUGUAUGGAGAAAUAUUUAUUUAAGUGGAGCACAUGACUUAAGAAGAGAACCAAUAACAAUGGCAAAAAGUGAUAAUUUGAAGAAUCCAUAUGUUCUUCGUUCAAUGAAUUUAACACACAUUUUUGAUACAUUAUGUAUUAUGGUAGAUCCAUCAAAAUUAAUUGGUGCUGAUUGGAGAAUUAAUUUGUUCUUUGAUGAUGUGAAAGAAAAUUAUUGUGUUAUUGUUAAGAAUUGUGUUGUUAAUAUUAGAAAUAAUCUUCAUAAACAACCAACUUUUACUGCUCAUGUUACUAGAGAAUUAUUACUUGGAGUAUUUGCAAAAAAAGUUAAUCUUCAAGAAUUGGUUCAAUCAGGAAAGAUUCAAAUGAGUGGUAAUCCUAUGCAUUUGUUUGGACUAUUUGCAUCAAUUGGAGUUCAAAAUCAUCAAUUUAAUAUUAUUGAACCAUAA
Entamoeba histolytica HM-1:IMSS is the source of this 1869-nucleotide messenger RNA. Its product is annotated as metallo-beta-lactamase superfamily protein. Bases 1 to 1869 code for a protein of 622 amino acids. The transcript has a single exon. NCBI's taxonomy places the organism in Eukaryota, Evosea, Mastigamoebida, Endamoebidae. Gene Ontology annotation, biological process: dodecyl sulfate metabolic process. Gene Ontology annotation, molecular function: linear primary-alkylsulfatase activity; protein dimerization activity. The record is from RefSeq and is a predicted model, not a curated record.